Messenger RNA from Nestor notabilis (Kea), 933 nucleotides. RefSeq names its product tubulin tyrosine ligase-like family, member 2 (gene TTLL2). Gene Ontology annotation, cellular component: cilium. Gene Ontology annotation, molecular function: tubulin-glutamic acid ligase activity; tubulin binding. The record is from RefSeq and is a predicted model, not a curated record. Lineage: Eukaryota; Metazoa; Chordata; Aves; Psittaciformes; Psittacidae. Gene Ontology annotation, biological process: protein polyglutamylation; microtubule cytoskeleton organization.
AAAGAAGGGAUUUGCUGUGUCUGCAAAUGGACCUUCAGCAAAUUUCAUUCUUACUUUUGAGUAUUUGGGGCUGAUGAUAUGGUCCACGGGCAGAUCAGUAACACAGUGAUUCUCACCCUGCUUGCCAUAACACCCUUACCAGUGGCCUCCAAUUGCUUUGAGGUCUUUGGCUUUGACAUCCAGAUUGAUGGCAAAUUCAAGCUGUGGCUUCUGGAAGUCAACUACAGUCCAGAAUUGUGUUUAGACUGUUCCACUAAUGACACUGUGGAAAGAAAACUGCUUCAUGAUAUUGUUGUACUGCUGAACUACAAGCAGAUCAACAUUUUGAGGCAAAACCAAGAGUCUAGGAUAAAGGCAGGCAGAAGGUGGAUGCCCUGGAGCACAGCUGGUGAGAGUGCCACCGAGGAGACUGCAGGUUUCCUUGCUUGCAAAAAAGUGGCUAAAUGGACUGCUGCUUCUUCUGUACAACCUGCCCUGCAGGCUGCAAGAGGAUCAAUUUGAAAGGUGGCUACCAUGACCAAGAAAACUGCCAGAGCACAUCCAGGAAAAAUGCUGACUUUUCAGCUGCAGGAAAGGAUGAGCAUGCCGAAGAUACCCUCCCAAGCAAAAGCUGAAACUAAAAAUAACCAGUUCCCAGGAGCUGGGCAUUCUGCACACAAUUCUGCCCAACUCAGCCUCUGGUUAUCUACAUCUGACUUCUGCAACUACAGGUUUACCACAUACCUCUAUAUUCUCUCUAGUAAAAAACAGAGGCCUAUCCCUCAUGUAGAAGAUUGUGUACUUAUUUUUCCUUUCAAAGAAGCUGCACUUCAAGCUGCGAGUGAAAACACAGAUAUAAAGAGCAAUAAGGAAAUAAACAAACUAGUGAGCAAACAGUUACCAUCUAAUCAGCAGAACACAAAGAAAAGGGUAGGCUAUUUAACUUCUGUGUAA